AUGAAUCCAGGAGAUAUGAGAACGAUCGCAAAGUCUCCGGAGGGACUUGAAUAUUGGCUAGCCGAGGAGGGACGGAAAGAAGAGGAAGCGAAGAGAAAGAAUUCACAGAAAGCGAAGAAGGAGGCCGAAAAGGCUAAGGAUUCGCGAAUACAAGAUGAGAGGGAAUACGCGCAGCUUGUUCAUCAAUGGCACUCGACGGAGGCCGAACGUGGCAAGUUCGCGUUCCAAAAGUGUCUCAACCUCGACCGACAAGCAGUCGAUCCAGCAUCUCUACCUACAUACUCACUUGAGACUUCCGUAUGUUUCUCGCUUUGGUCGACCAACAUGUGCCAGAACUGGGGUCUUGUCAACAUCCACAACGGUGUUCUCUGUCUCGAAUUCGACCACCUCGCCACGUUCCAAGCCGGCGGGCAGAUGUGUAGAGGCACCAUCAAUUGGAAUAAACGGCCGCUGAAGAUCAUGAUGUUGCCAUUUCCAUAUCCGGACGUGACGUAUCCCCCCAAGUCGCAGGAAGUCUUUUCUCUUGCUUACACGGACGGCGCGGCUCUGGGCGGAAUCCGCGAUGAGCACUGUACAGCAUACAUAUGUAUCUACGACAGGGAACGAUUGAGGUUGACCCUGCACAGGGAACUCAUCAACCCGUCUGGCUUCGCCAGCAGAUGGAAGAAUCCUCACAAUUUCACCACGGAAUGGGCCAAUAUUUGGGGUCUAAGGAUAGAGGCAGGCCAGGUCCAGAGCGCCCUGUCAGCCACGCCCAGCAUUUUCAGGGUUCAACCCUCUGAACCAUUGGAAAACGAGAACAGCUUUCCAUCCGGCAACACUGGCCUUCGAAACGUGAAAACGGAGCACUUCGAAGAAGAUCAAGUUUAUGUUGGCGAAGAGGACCAGGUUCUUGUUAAAGAUGAAGACCAGACUCUUGUUGACGAAGAAAACCAUAUUUCAUUCCAUGAAGUAGAUCAUGUCCCUGUUGGCAGAGGGGACAAGAUUCUUGUUGACGAGGAAGACCACAUUUCAUUCCAUGAAGAAAAUCAGGUCUUUAUUGAUGAAGAAAGGGAGCAAGGGGAGGAGAAGAAGGAGGAGGAGGAAGGGUAUGAAGAGGACAGCCAUGAAGAAAGUUAUCAAAAGGGCUAUGAGGAAGAUUACGAAGAGGAAGAUUACGAAGAAGAUAAGGAUGACCCUGAUGCGAAAGAGACCAAUUCAGACUAUGGGAAUGAGCCGUACGAUCUCGAUGAUAUGAAAUCUUGCCUCAAGGAACCGCCAAUACAACGCCUAGGUGUGCCCGGAUUCCCCGCCGCUUCUAACGUGGUGAGCUGGGGUGAGCAUGGGGUGCCUGUUCAAUUUGAAGUCAGCAUUGGCAAGUCUUUGAGCGAUCUUCAAACAUCCACCGUCGAGACGAUGUUCCUGCACUUUCCGGAUCGCCAGAACCCCUUCGAGGACACGAUAAAAGCGAUGGGCGCUGCUCUGAACCAGGGAAAGUUCAAGAACUACGGCCUAUCGAACUACUCUACCGCCGAGGUGCAGAAGGUUCUAGGGAUCUGGAAGCAAAAUGGGUACACCAAGCCCAGUGUUCUCGCAGCUGGUGGCCUUUUCUCGGGGCACAAGGCUUCAUCAGGCCGGUGGAAGAGUGACAAUUUUAUCGUAUACGGCGAUGCGAUUAUCUUUGGUAUUUCCAGGGUGGAGCAACUCUACUCGACACUUGAUGCACUUAAGGCUGGUCCUCUUCCCGAGGAUCUGGCGGCUGCUAUUACUACCUUCUACUCUAAAGUGCAGGGUGCCGAGCUUUCUUAUCACCUCUAG
Molecule: messenger RNA, 1797 nt
Organism: Colletotrichum paranaense
Lineage: Eukaryota; Fungi; Ascomycota; Sordariomycetes; Glomerellales; Glomerellaceae
Product: aflatoxin B1 aldehyde reductase member 2
Exons: 5
Coding region: 1-1797 (598 amino acids)
Source: RefSeq, a predicted model, not a curated record